UUUAUUUUUAGUCUUACUGAUGAAUGUUUUAAAUGCCACUGAAAGAAGAAUAUUUGUGGCAUUUAUUUAUUUAUUGCUGUGUCUCCUAAAGUUCAUUUGGAGACAUACCCUAGAUAAGCAAGUGGAGCUUGACAUUUUCAGGAAGUGACACUUGGAGAACCAAAACCAAGAAAUUGUGGCUGGUUUAAAUCAUCUGAGAAAGACUCAGUGUUUCUGUUGGUCCAACAGAUCUGUUCAGUGUCACAGUCUGAAUUGAGCCUGAAAAGCUGUUUCCUAUUUAAGUUAUGGAGCUAAAAAUAGCAUCACGAAAUCUCAAAUAUGAGAUUUGAAAAAAACGUUUAAAAUAAAUUCAGCCUUUGACUUUUUGAAUUGUGUGAGUAAUUUAAAACUAAAGGAUUGGUGCAAAAAUAAUUGAACAAAUGAUUUAUUCUUUACCAUUUUUUUAAAUUAAUUUUAGAGAAAAUUGUUGGAGCCCAAAUUGUUUUAAGCAAUUAAAAAUUAGGAAGGGUACCAGGUUGUUAUUAUUUUUUCCCCUAACCUGACUAAUUAGAAUCACGUGUCCACGCAGAAUCAGGCCCCAGGUACAGUCUGUGGGUGGAGACAGGAGCACGUCGAUGAUGGAACCAGCAGACGUCCCCACCUCUCCACUUUUCUUUCGCCUCACUUUUUCCGUUCAGUGUUGAAAGGGGAGCACUGAGGGUCAGAUAACUGUUGAGUGUUCUUCGCGCCAUGUCCUUCUGUCAGACUGGAGUGGACAAUGAAGUUAUGGGAUAGCCUGACCACUUGUUUGAUUCUGCUGAGUGCGGUGGGCGCGAGCCCGCUGCGCGCGGCGGAGAGCGCUCCAGAGCACGCGCCGGUUCAGAUCCGAUUAUCUGUGGUUUCUUCGGGAUUCUUCAUCGCAGAAACAGUCGAAAGAGAAACUCUACAGAGAGGAGCAAAAGGCACCGUCAUGAAGGAGCCCCAUCCAGGCAACUUUGAAGAUGUUAUGGACUUCAUUAAAGUCACAAUCAGUAGAAUACGCCGCUCCUCUUCAUCUGGCAGGCCUUCCUCCACCUCCUCUCCCUUUGCCCCGACAGGAAAAACAAGGACUCGACACAGAAGGGAAAGGAAGAAGGGGGCAAAGGAUAAGAAAGUGAAAGAAGGACGAGUAACGGAGGAUGUGGGAAGGAGGAGCAGAGGGAAAGGUGGCAGGGGACAAGGACAGGGCUGUGUCCUCAAACAGAUCCAUCUAAAUGUGACAGACCUGGGUCUGGGCUAUCACUCCAGUGAGGAGAUGAUAUUCAGGUACUGCUCUGGGCCCUGCAAAAAGUCCUACACCAACUACGACAAAAUCCUUUUGAACCUCAUUCGCAACAGGAACAUUCCUCUCAAAGACACACCCCUGCAAGCUUGCUGUCGACCAAUAGCGUUUGACGAUGACCUCUCCUUUCUGGACGACAGCCUCGUUUACCACACUGUGAGGAAGCACUCUGCUAGAAAAUGUGGCUGUGUGUGAGGAGGAGGCCUUGUCUCCAGCUUUUGUAUACUUUAAAGUUUUAAGCUUCAUUUAUUUUUUAAAUAUUUCAUUCUUUUGAGAGCCUGCAAGAGUGCUAAAUCUUUGAAACAUACAGGUGGUUUGAUCAGUUUUGCCCCAAAGCCUAUUAACCUAAAGCUCAUUUCUUCAGUCUUAAGUGAGGCUUAAAGUUGAGUCUUUAGGGUUUCUGGAGAUCUCACGAAAAUCUCGACAAGAACCAAAAUGAUUGGGUCGUUAAUUCACUUUGUGUAAGGGUAUUUAUGAACUGUCAGUUUAUUAACUUAUUGAUAUUUAUUUUAUUUUAUAAAGCUAUUAUUGUUGUAAAGUUUUAUUUUAAAAGUAAAGACAAGUGUAGGUCAGAUUAAGAGCCUAGAAAACGGCUAAGAUCACCCAAUUUUAACAGUUGUGUUUUAAACCUAUCUUCCCAAACCACUGAGGUGCAGCACUUCUACUAACGUAAGUAUGUGAACUGCUUCUUAUUGUAUUUCGAAAACUAUAAACAAUCUUGAUCACUCCAACAGAGACAGUUGUUGCUGUUCUAUAACAUAAGAGGUUACAGGGAUGUAGACGACCAACUGUCAUAUUUACAAAGUACUUAUUUAUAUAUUUCAUAAAUCAGUAUAACAGAUAGCUCCAGGGAUGACACCAUUAUUGGUUUCUUUACUAAAGUAGUUUGAAAGGUUUGUUUUUUACUUGAAUUCUCCAUUAUGUGUGAAAACAGCAAAAUGAUUUAAAGCAAACUGUCUUCACUGCAUUUGAUUUAAGUGUGGCAGACUUUCAAGGGGGAAAUAGAUCAUCAAACUAACUAACUCUUAUGAUCAUAAUACUCUGAUCAAAUGUCUCAUCUGUUUGGCUCCUUGCUUUGACGUCCACAGACCUUGAACAUCUGUUGCGACUGUAGUCGAGUGCUGUUCCCACGUGGGUGGUGCGAGAGGGGCUAAAUAUGUUCAGGUGGAGGAUAAUUGUCAAAGCAACAGCUUUGGAAAUCCAGGUUUCAUUGACCUGCAGCCUUUCCCCGUAUGCGUUCUGCUGCUUGUCAAUGAAGUUGAGAGGAAGUGAAGACCUACAGUUUUCAAAUGGUUUUGCAAACUUUUUCUUUUGUUUUAGUUUUUUUAAGGGUGCCAUACAAAUUGGCUAAAACAUUUUAUUUUCAUGUCUGGAGGCCACAUUUUUAUUCACACAAAGCAACUUUCAUGUCUUUAUACAUUAAAGCCAGUUUUAUGUCA
Molecule: messenger RNA, 2739 nt
Organism: Oryzias latipes (Japanese medaka)
Lineage: Eukaryota; Metazoa; Chordata; Actinopteri; Beloniformes; Adrianichthyidae
Product: glial cell line-derived neurotrophic factor
Biological process (GO): negative regulation of neuron apoptotic process; peripheral nervous system development; positive regulation of branching involved in ureteric bud morphogenesis
Molecular function (GO): receptor tyrosine kinase binding; glial cell-derived neurotrophic factor receptor binding; growth factor activity
Source: RefSeq, a predicted model, not a curated record